Camarhynchus parvulus is the source of this 9092-nucleotide messenger RNA. It is a transcript of the gene XKR4, whose product is annotated as XK related 4. Gene Ontology annotation, cellular component: plasma membrane. Gene Ontology annotation, biological process: phosphatidylserine exposure on apoptotic cell surface; engulfment of apoptotic cell; apoptotic process involved in development. The record is from RefSeq and is a predicted model, not a curated record. Lineage: Eukaryota; Metazoa; Chordata; Aves; Passeriformes; Thraupidae.
GCAGGAGGAGGCGCGGGAUAAAGGAGCGCUCGCUGCUCCCGCUCGCUCUCCAGCGGGGCUGAGGGAGGCAUCAUGGCCGCGAAGUCGGACGGGCGGCGGAAGAUGAAGAAGGGCGGCGAGGUGGCGUUCACGCCGCUGCAGAACUCCGAGCACUCGGGCUCCGUGCAGGCGCUGGCCCCGGGGCUGCCCGCGGCCGGCGCCGGGCCGGGCGGCGGCAGCGACGACGAUGAGGCGCCCGGGGGCGGGUGCUGCAGCGGCGGCGGCGGCGGGGACGGCUCGGGCGGCGGCUCCCGGUGCUGCUGCUGCUGCUGCAGCGGCGGCAGAGGAGGAGACGGCGGAGGGGGCGGUGGCGGGGGCUCCCGGGGCUCGGGCGGGGGCUCGUCCUCCUUGUGCCUGCGGCUGGGCAGGGAGCAGCGGCGCUACUCGCUGUGGGACUGCCUCUGGAUCCUGGCCGCCCUGGCCGUGUACUUCGCGGACGUGGGCACCGACAUCUGGCUGGCGGUCGACUACUACCUGCGGGGCCAGCGCUGGUGGUUCGGGCUCACCCUAUUCUUCGUGCUGCUGGGCUCCCUCUCCGUGCAGGUCUUCAGCUUCCGCUGGUUCGCGCACGACUUCAGCACCGAGGACAGCGCCGCGGCCGCCGCCGCCGCCGGGCACUGCCCCGCCGCCGAGAGCAAGCUGCUGGUGAGCAGCAGCUCCGCGGCCGCGGACAUCGACGCCGCUCGCCCCAGCACGCCGCAGAGACAGGCGUCCACCGCCAGCAAGGGCAACGCCACCAACAGCAGCAGCAACAGCAGCAGCAACGCCGCGGGCAGCGGCGCCGCCGGUCCCCGCGCGGGCGGUGGCCGGUCCGCGUCCUGCGCCUUCUGCAUCUGGCUCCUGCAGUCGCUCGUCCACAUCCUGCAGCUGGGGCAGGUCUGGAGGUAUUUUCACACGAUGUACUUGGGUAUCCGGAGUCGACAGAGUGGAGAGAAUGACAGAUGGCGGUUUUAUUGGAAAAUGGUGUAUGAAUAUGCAGAUGUGAGUAUGCUGCAUUUGCUAGCCACCUUUCUGGAAAGUGCACCACAGCUGGUCCUGCAACUCUGUAUUGUUGUACAGACCCGUACACUCCAGGCUCUCCAAGGUCUUACUGCUGCAGCAUCCCUUGUAUCCCUGGCUUGGGCUUUGGCCUCCUACCAAAAGGCCCUCCGUGACUCCCGCGAUGACAAGAAACCCAUCAGUUACAUGGCUGUUAUAAUCCAGUUUUGCUGGCACUUCUUCACCAUUGCAGCAAGGGUCAUUACUUUUGCUCUAUUUGCCUCGGUUUUCCAGCUGUACUUUGGGAUCUUCAUCGUGCUGCACUGGUGCAUCAUGACCUUCUGGAUCGUUCACUGCGAGACAGAGUUUUGCAUCACUAAAUGGGAGGAGAUAGUUUUCGACAUGGUUGUUGGGAUAAUCUAUAUCUUCAGCUGGUUCAAUGUCAAGGAAGGGAGGACACGCUGUAGGCUUUUCAUUUACUAUUUUGUCAUCCUUUUAGAAAACACCGCCUUGAGUGUUCUCUGGUAUCUGUACAAGGCCCCUCCAAUCUCCGAUGCAUUUGCCAUACCAGCACUGUGUGUAGUGUUCAGCAGCUUUUUAACAGGCAUUGUUUUUAUGCUGAUGUACUAUGCCUUCUUUCACCCCAACGGACCAAGGUUUGGGCAGUCACCAAGCUGUGCUUGUGAGGACCCUGCCGCUGCCUUCACCCUUCCCCCAGAAGUGGCCACAAGCACCCUGCGCUCCAUCUCCAACAACCGGAGCGUCACGAGCGAGCGGGAUCAGAAAUUUGCGGAGAGGGACGGGUGUGUGCCUGUGUUUCAGGUGAGACCCACUGCACCAUCCACACCUUCCUCCCGGCCACCAAGGAUUGAGGAGUCUGUCAUUAAAAUCGAUCUGUUCAGGAACAGGUACCCAGCAUGGGAGAGACACGUGUUGGACAGGAGCCUGAGGAAGGCUAUCUUAGCGUUUGAAUGUUCCCCUGCUCCUCCACGGCUACAGUAUAAGGAUGAUGCCCUUAUUCAGGAGCGCUUGGAAUAUGAAACCACAUUGUAGACAACGCAAAAACACAGCUUGGUGCAGCUCCAAUUUUACAGUCCAAAUUAAGGGUUGACAGUAGGGCUGUAGGAACAACUAAACUGCGUACUACAAGUAGAGCAGCAAGCUAUAGCGUUCUUAGUCUGGCUAUCAUCAUGAUUAUCAUUUGAUCCACUGUGUGCAGUCUGUCUGCAGAACACUGAUGCAGCAGCAUCAUCUGAAAGCCUCAAAAAACCCCAAACCCUGACCCACACAUACAAAUCAGUUACAUCAGCGGGGGGAACUCACCCACCAUCCCUCACUGCUAUGAAUCUCUGACUGCACAGUACCUACAAUCAAACCAAUAUAAAGGCUCUGACCAGAGCUUUCAGCUUCAGCCAGUAGUGCAUUUUAUUUUAGAAAUGAAUGAUUGAUAUUUCCAUAAUCAACGGCAAAAACAAAAAAACCCACACUUUUUCAAAAAUAAUGAAACUGUAGCACACAGUGUUGCUGUUAGGUAAACUGUUUUCUGGGGCAAAAAAAACAGGAGCUUAGUAGUCUUCAACACUCCCAUAAAUCAACCAUUCAGGUUAGAAUAGGUUUGCAAAAUAGUUCUUAAUUAAAAAGAAAUGUCAUCAUGUUUAUAAGGCUGUCAAUGGAAAAUAAACUAAAUUCUGAUUAACUAGGUCAUUAAAAUUAACAUUACCAGAACUGUUUGUUUUCUAUGGAAUUUCAAGGUCUUUUUUAAACAUAAUUUAACUUCUCGAUAUUAUUUUCAACAGAAACGCUAUGCGGCUCACUUCUGGUUUUGAGGAGAAAUAAGGAGCUCUAGCACGUAGUGAUAUUCAUUAAAUGAUAAUCAUGAUUCAGUGUUCAAUUUGCAAAAAAAAAAAAAAGUAAAAGAACAAGGAAGUAUAGUUUUCAUAUUCUAAACUUUUUGGAGGACCCCUUUCAGAUAUUUCAGAAGAAACCACAAGGAGCUGAACACACUGAAACUUCUCUGUUUCAGGACUGAGAAUGCAUGAUUCAGUGUGUGAAUGUAUGCAGGUGUGACAAGAGACUGACAUGCCAUACCCUUCUAGUGCCAAACAUUGUAUAACUGCAAGGUUGAUAUUGCCUGAGGGACACAACAAGUGGCACAAGCCCUACCAGAAAAAGAAGCAGGAAAGACCAACCAAGCUCUCAAUGUAUAGAGACAGCUCUGAUUUUCCCCCCUCAAGGUGAAAGUGAUGUCUUUUAAAGGCUUUCAGCCACCUCUUAGUAAGUAUAUUCACUGAAGUAUAAUAUAAACAAGUUAUGUGGAAGAGCCUCUUCUGCCUGUUCAAGACUGGUGUCCAGACGUGUCUAAAAAUUAGAAUCUCUUGUAAUAGAGUGCUUUUGAUGCAAGCUUUUGGGUUUUAAAUACCUCCCUAAAUCUAGUUAAAGGUAUUAUACUUUAUGUUAAAAGUAUCCCCUGAUGGUGCUUUCAGAUGCAUUAAAGGUGCAAGUCAAAAUUUGAUAGUAUUUUUUUUAAAGCUGGUGCAGAGUGAAAAACUCAUGGAUUAUUUCAAUAUUUUUGUAAAGUAAAAAUAUGGUAUAAAAGGUUACUUUUUAUAAACCUCAAAUCUUUUAAUACAUUUCAUUCUCUUUAUAGCUUAGAUUUUAAGAAUUGGUCCAUGAAUUUUAUCAAAUGGCUUUUACAGGUUGACAUAAACCUGGUUUUCACACAUUAUGGAUUUGUUUUGCAGUGUAAUGCCAUAUGAAAGCCUACAUGGGUACUUUUAGAAUACUCUAUAAACUGUGGAUCUUGCUUCAAAUGUAAGUGGCUUGUAAAGACACCAAGUGAUUCCAUGAGAAACAGUUUGCUAUAACUAUUUCCAUCCAUUUUAGGAGAGCAAAGCAGAACUGAAGAGUUACUGUUGUAAAUGGCACUGUCAGGAUGGAGAAGACCUGAUAAUUGGACUAUCAGAUAUAUCCAGUGUAGUCACUGCUGUGUAUGCUGCUGGGUAAAUUUCUGUCUUUCCUAUUACAAAUAUUUGUACUUUGAAAUGGCCAAGGUUACACAGACUAUGUUUAUUUGUAUGCGUUCAAUUAGCCAUUUUUAAUGUUGACUUUUUUUAUUAGUGAAAUAUUCAAUACCUGUUGUUCUUUGCUGGGCAAGUUCCUCUAAACAAAAACCUGUGGAAGUGCAGGAAUCUGCAAAGCAGAGGGAACUUUACAUAGAUGAGAAAAAACCUAUGCUUCAGGGGUUUCUUAGGUAUUUUCAAAUUAAGCAAUUGCCAACUGCCUCUAAAUUUUUUUUAAAUAAAACAAAUCUUUGAUAGUCCAAACCUGAAGCUUUUUACAAAGUGAUUACCCUUUUCUUCAUGGAGGUACAGCUGAUUAUUCAGAGAAAAACACUCAUGUUUUUUCAGAAAAUAUACCACUGCAAGAACUGCUAAAAAAAAAGAUUUUGGAAGCAAGUCCUUUGUCCUGUCAUAUUCAAUAGACCCUUCACUCCAGAAUCAAAUUCCAGUUCACACAAUGGAAUUGCUGGGUUUUUUUUACAACGAAGGCCAAUGUAAGCUCUAUGAUCCAAGAUGUGAGGGUUUCAUUUGGAGACUGUUUGAAGUGUUUGCUGCUGCUUUAACAACUCAGAAAUUGCAGCCUGAGUGAGGCACAGUGAGCAGCCUUCUCAAGCUUCAGUCUCCCACCAGCAGCUCCUGGGGAGAGGGGCAGCAUUGCUGCUGUCAGCGAGGCUCUGCCUCUUCUGAGGUCCCUCUCAUCCUCUGGCUCUUCCUCAGAGCUGUGAGCCCUUUGGCCAGGCUUACAGAAUUGAAGAAAAGUUGCUUUGUAUGGAAUUUAAAGGGUUAAGAUCUUCACCAGUGCUUGCAUUGCAAAGUUUCUGAAGAAGGCUUGGGAUGACUUUGUUUGAUCUGCUUUUAUUUGGUUUUGGAAGGAAGGACACAGAGAUGUUAUUUAUCCAUGUGGUUUUUCAUGCCUAGCACUUAUUUUCUUUACGCUCACAGCAUUUUUAAUUUUUUUAAACUGUUUGCAAAAAUGUUUAUCUUAAGGAAACUAUUGCAGGGUGUGAGUGCAGAGUGACAUAUAUGUGUGUGUUUGUGUACAUAUAUUUAUAUAUAUGCAGCACUACAUAUACAUACCUUGUCCUCAGAAUUCAAUCUGGCAGUUUGAGGCAGGGGAAGAAGUCCUUAUGCACUAAGCCAAAAUUUGCUCUCCAAAAUCUUGCUCUCUUACAAUCACAACAUCAGUGUCACCUGCGCUGAGAAGAGGGCAGUGACUGAAAUCUAAACACUCUGAUGGCUGCAUGAACAGUUUCCUAAUUUGCAUUGCUGUGAGUGGUCACAUUAAAAGCUGUAAGAAUUUUUUAUAGAAAUGGCCAAGAAUAAACAUAGUCCAUGCUGAAAUUCCAUUAUGGCCUUAUAGACAGUUAAUAAUCAAUAUGCACUCUUCUUUUUGCCACAGACAGUUCUCAAAUCAAUAAAGUUCAACUGAAACAGCAAUAGCAAAAAUAAAAUUUAAAAAAAAGGACUUGUAAAAAACCUGAACUUUUGGUUUUCAAAUAAUGAAGACAUCAGGCCUUUUAAAUUUCACAGCAGAAUACAGGAAAGUAAAAAACCUCAUAUUUUCAUAUUUACAUUCUGGCAAAGAAAAGCAAUCACAUCUAUUUGUUAGCAGUAAGAUUUAUGGGAGUUUGUUCUAAUGAACCAAACAAACUUAGCAGCAGACUUAAUGGUAAUUUAUCUGGUCAAAAACUUGGUCCUAAAAUUUUGAGAAUUGUGGAUUUGUCUGUUGCAGAAAAGACAAUUCAACUACUAUCAAUAAUUAAAUAAAGGUAAUGUAUACCCAUGUUCAUUCAGAAAACAUGUAAGAAAAUGUAAGAGAAAACUUUUUACUUAUUUUAAAAGUUGCUUAUUCUGUAAUGGGAUAAUUUUUCUUAAAAAAGUUCUUUACAAAUAUGUGCAAUACUUUCUUUCCAUGCAUAUUUAAUAAUGAAAAUACUAAUUUCCAAUUAUGUUUAUGUCAAUUUAAAUAUGCUUCUUGUGACAGAACAAUGUUUCUUUGUUUGGGUUAUAUGGACUUGAUGGCAUAUAUACAAUAUGUUCAUUGUCAAACCAACAAAAUUUCUAUUAAUUAAUUUUUUAUAAAAUUAGAGAAAAUUUUCCUCCCAAAAUUUAAUGCUAGGUCUCAUCUGCCUGAUUUUGUAAACUUUUAAGCAGAGGAGGAAAAUUAUAAUUUUAUUGGCGAUUUAAUUUUUAAUAUGUGGUGAACAGCUAUUAAACCUGUAUUAGUUUAAAACAUAUGAUGGUCUUUCCAAUACAUCAUUAUCUCCUCAAAAGAGAAAUUCAUAAGCGGUACUAAAAGUAGAAGUGCUGCUUUAUUUGAAAAGGGACUCCCAAUCAUGCAAUAUGUUCAUUUACUUUUUAUUGGCCGGCAAAAUAUUCACAACUAGACUGUUGGGUUUUUUAGAACACAAAUUAAACGAGUUUGAAGUGUUUGUGAUUUUAUCAUAUCAUUCCUAAGGAGCCUUAAAAGUGGCACUGUACUGAGUUUUAGUUGGCUUUGCCAGUGAUUCAGCUUCCAAAGCCCCUGCCCUUUCUCUGCUCCCUGCCUGAACAGUGCAAUCCGGAGUGACUGAGAUGCUGUGAUUUAGUCUGCACCCCCUGCACUGCCUGCACAAUGCCAAGGAAAAGACUUCAGCAGAUUCCUGGGGUCCUACUGCUGCCUCUCUCACUCCUGUGCAUGGUGGGAAGCAGAGUAAAUUGCACCUGUGCAUCCAUCUAGAGAAGCCUGUGUAAGUUAAACCCCUACAAGAUGUGUGUGAUGAAAUUAAUGGCAACACUUGUCCAUAAAUCUACAAGCCCAAGACCACAAUUGCUAAUUCUGCAGUGUAACAAUGCAGGACAUGGGAAGAAUUGUCUAAAUACACAAUAAGCCAUUUAAUUUCACUACUUGUAGCAAUUAUACUAGCUCACAUAGAGCCCAUGCUCUCAGCAGAAAGCCAAAUGGAGUAAGUGGCAAACAGCCAUUUGUGUACCAGAGACAUUAAGCUAUAAAAUCCUCACUUAAUUGUUUAUAGGACUAUGUCUUUUCAUUACAGCAGUGAAUCCAUUCCUCUUUAUUCUGAUAAAAGAGCUAAAAUGCAAAAUGAGAACAGAUUCUUUUAAAUUUGGGAAUAAAAAAAUGACAUAACAGAUUACUGCCCUGUAGUGAUUUUUUAAAAAAGAUUCUGCCAUCAUUUUCGCUUGGCUGCAAAUUGCUGAGUGAUCUGCUUCUGAGAUGAUUUCUCACAUCUGGUAUGAGCAGACUUCAUUCCAGGAGAGACAGAGAUAACAUUACAUGGCCUUGUUCAUGCAAAGUUAGAGGAAUGGUGUCACUAAUUAAGACAUCAUUUACAAAGCUGUUUUAACACAUGAGGAGUCCCCUGGCACCCUUUAUUUUACCUCAGUUCAGGACUUUGGUGAGAUUUCUUCACUGGUAUGAAUAUGUUAAAAUCAGGCCCUGGCCUAGAGUGAACUACAUGAAUUCAGACCAUGGUAGUGGAAGUCUUUAUCUCUUCAUUCCAAACUGAACUCAGCUGGAAGUUUGCUAAAUGCCAAAAAGCCUGCAUGGCACCUGGCUCAGCCUGAAAUACCUACACUAAACUUAGUGCUGACUCAGCACGAAUCAAAGAUUUCCUAUUAUUUCAUUUUUAGUUCAAACAUUCAAGAUUAUACCCGCUUUGACUGAGUUGCUCUUUUGUGAUCCUUUUAAGAAAACUUUGAAAAAUGUCCCUGAAACCAGUCAUUUCCAGUGAUUCUUACAAAAGCCAGUUCCUGACCAGUACAUUCAUUAAAAGGAACUUUUUCUAACCGUGUAAGCUUGGCUCCUGUACUUACAUUUUGCUCUAAAUACUUAGCAUUUCAUUCUUAUGCAGAGGACCUCAUACACCCAUUAGUAAACCGUGUGCCUACUCUGAAUCCUGGGACAAAGACAACAGAUAUGCAAGAUUCAGGGCAAAAAGUCCCCUUCAGCACACUUAUGGGGUGAUUUGCACGAGCCAGAGAAGCCAAACAGAAGCUUGUGUAUAAUUACAACAGACUUAUACAUAUAGUUGCUAUAUUCAUUGAGAGAGAUUUACAAUAAAUUGUGAUAUAAGUGACCAACUAAUAGAAAGAUCAAAUCUCAACUUCUACAUGCAAGGCAGAGUAAACUAAAAUCAGCCAAGAAACUUUAAAGCGUAACCAAAAAUCUCAUUUCAAGGAGUGGUUGGAAUAAAUUUUAAAAUGUAAGAUUUGUCAAUGUAACAAAAUGCAACAUUCAUAGACAGAAAGAUAUGCCUGGUGUAAGUUUUGUCUGUCUGUAAGUUUCAGCCUCUUAUUUCAGAUAACUUUGGAAACAAUUGCUUCUGGCAUGCUGCAGCUCUAGGAAUGCUAGCAGCUUUUCUGCACAAGAUCCAUUCUGCUAUAGGAGAGUCCACAUCCUUUUAACAAAGCAUUGAGUUUGAGGUAGUUUUUUGCACCGAACUAAACAUCACAAAAGCAUUUUUAGCAUGAAAUAGGUGUGUCCACUCAGCCACCUAGUGUGUAACAGUACUGCAAAACAGAAUUUCACAGAUAAGUGAUUUCCUCAAGGUAAAAAACUGCUAGUUGAAUGUCUAGAAGAGCCUGCAGAGACAUAACACAGCACUAAGGCAAGGCAUGGACUGUGUUGGUGUGCUUACAAGUCUGCUCAGGGCAAGGCCUGGUUAUAGUCCAGUACUCUCUUCCCCACCUUGUGCACCAAAGAGCUCACAAAAGAGAGGAAAACCACGUGCAUGGGCUGGAUGGAAGCCACAACACGUGGGGACCAGACACCUGGCCCGUGGCAGCACAGGUGCAGAGGUCAGCGCAGGCACAUCGGGGUCUCAGGCUCAUACUGCUCCUCCAAACUGCACUAACAGGGAGCUCCUGAACAUUUUUAGUGCCAGAUGUUCAAGGACCUAAAAAUUACCUCCUGGACUUGGUCAGAUACAACUUGGUCUUCACAGCACAAGGUUAGCUCAGCUGCUGUCUCCCACCUAAGCCUGCCAGGAUCCUCUGAGCAGGUAUUCUCCUGCCCAU